This is a messenger RNA of Xyrichtys novacula (pearly razorfish), 737 nucleotides long. NCBI's taxonomy places the organism in Eukaryota, Metazoa, Chordata, Actinopteri, Labriformes, Labridae. The record is from the annotation of a GenBank genome assembly.
AUGGGCACACUAACAUCCGUUGCGACUGUUGUGCCGCUGGGCUUGCUGUCCCCUAUGCCCCCUGCAGAGGUGGCUAAACGGCCUUUAUCUAGAUGCCGAGCGACACAGGCACAGGGAGAUUGCCGUGUCCAGACAGUGCCUCCUCACCCUAGUCCCGUGGAGGGACAGGGCUUACAUCUUGUCCCAAUGGGGUCUAUGGGGCCACCAAUGCCUCCCUUUCGGGCUGGGGUGCAGUGUGGCAAGGCAGGACAGCUCAUGGGCAGUGGUGUCCAGCAGACCGCACCAAUCAUAUCAAUGUGCUCCAGCUUUCUGAAGGGGGCCCAGAGGCUGCAUCCCCCGAGAGCCCCGAGAGCUCCAGUAUGGGACCUAAACCUGGUCUUAGGGUCUUAGAUACCCUAUGCAGGGCUCCCUUUGAGCCCCUGGAACAGGUGGAGCUCAAGUGGCUGUCCUGUAAGACAGCCCUCCUCCUGGCCAUUACAUCGGCCAAGCGUGUAGGGGAGCCGCAUCCCCUGUCAAUCAGCGAAUCCUGUCUAUGGUGGAACCCAGACCAGUCAGACAUAACCCUAUGGCCCAAUAUGGACUUCCUGCCAAAGGUGCCGUCGGCAGCAAAUAUCAACUGGCCUAUCAUGCUGGCCCGGUUCGAUCCUCUACCAGGAGACGGGGCUGACCAGCUGAAGCUGUUGUGCCCGGUGCGGGCCUUGAGAGCCUACAUCGGAGCCACGGCACCGAUGAGCUGA